This is a messenger RNA of Danio aesculapii, 10457 nucleotides long. It is a transcript of the gene wizb, whose product is annotated as WIZ zinc finger b. NCBI's taxonomy places the organism in Eukaryota, Metazoa, Chordata, Actinopteri, Cypriniformes, Danionidae. The transcript has 17 exons. Gene Ontology annotation, biological process: regulation of transcription by RNA polymerase II. The record is from RefSeq and is a predicted model, not a curated record. Gene Ontology annotation, molecular function: DNA-binding transcription factor activity, RNA polymerase II-specific; RNA polymerase II cis-regulatory region sequence-specific DNA binding. Bases 307 to 6306 code for a protein of 1999 amino acids. Gene Ontology annotation, cellular component: nucleus.
AUGGAGUCCGGUGUUUAGAGUGCAAAGGCGGUCGGUCUUCACCGGGAGCUCCACCGCGGCGCUGCUUUUCUCGGUGUCCGCGAAUGCAGGCGGCGACGCUCCGGGACGCAUAAAGCGCGACGCACACAUGCUUUAUAUGAGCCCGAGCCCUCGAGCCUCUUGAAUGCAUUUAGGGCACGGACAGAACGAUGUGAUUGGACGCAGGAGAUUCCCAAAGACAGGCCGCUUUCCAAAUGGAAUUGCUCUUCAUAAUGUAGGACAGGAGAGUUGGACAGCAGCUGCACACAAACCCUUGCACCGGGGACCAUGGAGCCCGAGGACGAUCUCUCAACUGGGGACCCCCAAGAUCUGAUGUCCAGCCAAGCUCUACUGCCUUCAACAUCCACAUCCUUACUAAACUGCUCCUUUCUGGGGGAGUUACUGAAUUGUGACGACAUUGAGAAGGGUGAUGGAAGUGGAGAUCCAGAAGGUCCAAACUGCUUUUUCUCCACACUGGAGAAUUGUGAUAAAACACAGAGAACUCUACGAUCUUCAGCCUUCCCCUCAUCUCUCACAUGGGACUCGGACUCAGAGAAAGAAACCUUGGAUGAGGAAGAUCUUCAGCACUUUUCUAACCCUCAUGGUCUGGCUGCUCACAGCCCGGGAUGUCCCACCUCUGGACAACAUCAAGAAAGAUUUGAUUCUGAUCUGUGCCAAGAACCUGUGGAAACCGAGCACUUAUUUCUUGAGAAGGUCCCACUUGCACCUCUGGAGGUUGAGAAUCAAGAUGAUGUUACAUGCAAGGAGCCAAGAACUACAGACUCCAGCCUACUGAAACAUACAGCAAAACGUAAAAUAAAAACUUUAAUGGAACAAGACAAAGUAAGCAGCCUACCAGGUACUAUGCCAAAAAAGGGUUGCCAAAAGGCAGACAAAGAUAAGCGGAAAGUGCUUAAUCGUAAAGGGCAGGAAGAGAAGAGCACCAAAGAGGCAGAUGUGUACACCUUCCCUGGAGACUCUGAGCCAGAGAGCCCACCACCUGGACCUUGGGCACAUUGCACUUUCAUCCAGCGCAGAAGGAAAAAGAGGGCCAUACUAAGGCCUUUCUCUGGCUUGAGCAACUGUCAACAAACUACAGGAACUGGCAAAAGAACACGAGGAAGACCCCCUGGUAAAGGGCGUAACAAAACCACAAAGGAUCGACAAGCAGUGCUCGAAUUUACAGAAGAAAAAACAGAAAAGGUACGGGGAAGGCAGAAGUCAGUAGUAGACCAGCCACUUGAUGGAAGCCCUUCCCAAGAUAUUUUCACAUGUGUAGAAUGUAGCAUUUACUUCAAAAAGCGUACCCAUCUUUGGGAACACAUGCAAGAGCACGGCCAGGUCAAUAGAUCUGGGCAAAAAUGGCAAAGUGGAGCAAAAGAAGCUUGGAGCGGACAUCUUAAUAAAAAAGCUUUUGAAUGUAUAGAGUGCGGUCAAGAGUUUUUAGACAAGGUACUGCUGCUAGAUCAUAACCGACGCCAUGAGGAGUCUCGACAGAAAAUUCUAGAAGAGAUUGGUAAAUUAAAUGAGGGGGACAAGCAGAUGGGAGAGCAAGCCAGCUGCAGUAAUGUAUUGGAGCCAGUCAUCCAAAAGUCAGCAGAGGUCAGUGGUGGCCAGUUGGUUUGUCUUAAGUGCAACUUUAGCUCUGAUGUGCCUCAAGAGCUUUCUGAGCAUGCCAAGACUCACACUACCCGCAAAAGAGCUGGUGUCUAUAGGACUUCACCCAGAUUCCAGCAGAGGUCCUGCAAGAAAGCACAGGUCCAGUCCUUUGCAGAUAUUACACCAACAGAUAACACUUCACCUCCCAACAAGAGAUACCCCAUCCGAGCAUCCAAAAAAACUAAAGAAACUCAACCCAGCAUUGGCUCUUCGCAGGACACUUGUCAAAGUGCUUCGGCGGCCACAGGAAAAGAAGACACAGAUCAGCUUGUUAAAGUAAACCUGCAAGAAAAUACAGACUCUGCAGAGGAGGCAAGACAAACAGAACAGCCAACUGUGGAUAUUCCUAUUGAAGAGAAUGUUCUGGAACCUCACCAUCUCAUUUCACCUUCUUCAAAUCCAAGGACUGUUCCAAGGCGUAAAGAUGUGGCAUUCAAGAGCAUUGGGAAUAAACGAGGUCGAGGUGGAAGGGGCCGCAGGAGAGGGAGUACAAGGCUUGAUUAUAGGUCCAACCUAAAUACUGGUGUAAAAACACAGGUCCAAAGCUCAAACCAGACUGAAUAUAUGGGCCAUGAAGAAGAUAUUCCCACAACAGAACCGGAGCAUGAUCAAACACAGGGUUCUAAAACAGGCAAGGAGUCACCUGCCACUACGUUGGAUCUCAAAGCCAGUUCCUCCACACCAAAAAAGAGCAGCAAAAAGCCGGUUGCUCACGAGGAGGAACCCAAGCUCAAAAAAGACAAAUCCGAUAGUCCUGGGAAGAUUGAAGACGACACAGCAGUUCCUGAAAAACUAGUGGUGGAGGAAUAUGAUGAUGAUGAUGAAUAUGAAGACGAUGAAGAUGUUGUCAGUCGUCUAAUUGGUGCAUUAACUGAGGAAGAUGACGAUGAUGAUGAUGACAGAGAUGGGUUGUUGAAGAGUGUGGAAAGAAAAUGCCCUUAUUGUCCAGAUCGAUUCCACAAUGGCAUUGGACUAGCCAAUCACAUAAGGGGUCACCUGAACCGAGUGGGCGUCAGCUACAACGUUAGGCACUUCAUCUCCCCAGAAGAAGUUAAUGCCAUCGAGAAGAAAUUCUCAUACCAGAAAAAGAAGAAAAAAGUUGCCAACUUCGACCCGUCGACCUUCAGUGUAAUGCGGUGUGAGUUCUGCAGUGCCGGUUUUGACACCAGGGCUGGUCUCUCCAGUCACGCUCGAGCCCAUCUUAGAGACUUUGGCAUCACCAAUUGGGAAGUCACGGUAUCUCCCAUUAAUAUUCUCCGACAGCUUUUUGCCAAGCAUCCAAAUCUUGUUCUACCCACUGCCUCCACUCAUACUCUGCAGUCAAGUCCAGAGCAAAACUCUGAUGAAGAGCAAGAGAGCAGAAAAGAUAUGAAGGAUGAGGACGACAUGACAGCAGAACCUGACACUUUUUCCUCCGAAUUUCUGAAACAGUGCUGGAAAGAAGAGCACGAUAUCAGUGAACCAGAGGGUGGGGAGGGGGCAGAGGAUGAGGAGGAGGAGGAAGACGACGACGAAAUCCAAAUGCCCCUUGCAGAGAAGUUGUCCACAAGUCCAGGACAAAAGGCACUGUUUUCUUUAGAGGAAGAGAGCCCUGAAUCCAAAGACCCAGAUCCCAGAGGCUCCAACCUGUUGAAAUGCAGUGUUUGUGGUGCUACCUUUGAGACACGUCGUGGUUUGUCUACCCAUGCCCGCUCUCAUCUGCGGCAGCUGGGGAUCGGCAUGUCAGAGAACAGCAGAACGCCUAUUAAUCUCCUCUACCAGGUUACCAAGGAUCAUUCCAGAGAUGCAAAAUCACCUACAAAGCCCAAAAAGCCCGUCCCUGUUCCUGUACCCAGCCCCAUGAAAGACAUUGAAACUGAAGAAGGACUGUCGGACACAAAGCCUCCUGUCAUGUUCUCAGUUGCGAGUUCUGCUAUUAAAGUUUCCCCUUCUCCAACUACUCCAUCUACAGCUGGCUCUCUGCCUUCCUCUCCAUUUGUAAAGUCUCGGUCCCCUUCCCCGGUGCUAAGAAAGGCUCCCAUAUCUUCGCUGCUACCUGUGUCUUCCCCACUGCGAUCCCAGGAGCAUAAGAUCUUAGGAAAGAGCCAGUCUGCAAACCUCUCCGGUCCAACUAAACCAUUCUGGGCACCACAGGAGUCGGACGCCCCGUUGAACCUUACCAUGGACAUGGACUCUAAAGACAUUAUUUGCCAGCUGUGUGGUGCAUGGUUUGAAACCAGAAAAGGCCUCUCGAGUCAUGCUCGUGCCCAUUUGCGGCAUUUCGGGAUUGAGUACUCUGAAUCCAAGGGCUCCCCCAUUGACCUGCUCAACCGGUUCAUCUUAACUGAUGACUUUAAGCACAGAGCCAAUUCUUUUCUCUCUGAUGGUCCUGAAGACCUGAGGUCCCAGAAGACCAGCAUGACCUCCCUUUUACCCUCCACUUCGUCCUCUAAGAGACCUCUUUCCUCCAGCCCUGUUUUAUAUAAAACAGCAGCCUCCUCUUUGAGGACAACCAUUGGCUCCAAAGCUACCUCAUCCACCCACACCCUACUGGGCCCACCGCAGAAAAAGCUGAAACCCUCCGCUUUGCAGGUCCUUCGUUUCAGUGGUGGAGAAAUGAUGUCCUUUCCUAUAGAGCCGUUGAAAGAUGUGAGCUGCGAGUUCUGUGGAGAACUUUUCGAGAACCGCAAAGGCCUCUCCAGUCAUGCUCGUUCCCACCUGCGCCAGCUUGGGAUCACCGAAUGGUCUGUGAAUGGGUCACCUAUUGAUACUCUAAAAGAGAUUAUUGUACGCCGAGGCCUACCAACUAUCAUGCCUCUGAAGUCCCCCAAAUCCCCUUCUUCUCCGAGCCCAGGACUGCCACGUCACACGCUCCAGUCCUCUUCCCCAUCAGGGAAUAUUAUUGGCCGCUUGCCUUUUCACUUUGCCAAAACACCAAACCAUGACCAGCCUACUAUCCACAAAAUGUCACCCUCAACAUCCGCCACCAGUUCUCCACCAAUAGUGGACCUGGUUAAACCAAAACCAGAGCCUGAAAUUGUGGAAGUUACCAUGAAAGGAUCAGACAUGGGAGCAGAUGAACACUACAGCCCAGAGCCACUACAUUCCAGUUUAAUCUCUUCAGAUAAUGUUUAUCCAGUCAACUUGAUUAUGACUCAGGAGAAGGAGCCUUCGCGUGAUAUUCGCUGUGAGUUCUGCGGUGAAUUCUUCGAGAACCGCAAGGGUUUAUCAAGCCAUGCACGCUCACAUUUAAGACACAUGGGCAUCACAGAGUGGUCCGUGAAUGGCUCACCCAUCGACACACUGUGGGAAGUCAUGAGGAGACAGGGCAGCACUCCUGCAUCGGUUGCUUUGGGCAUAAAGGAGGAACCAGGACAAGAUGGUGGGAUUUCAUUGAGCAGUCCAGGCUAUCAGUCCUCUGCCCUGUCCCGAAAAUCACCUCUAAAUCUGCUCCAUUCUGGUUCACGGCUGCAUAAGCACGGGCUGGGAAGCAUAGGCCAUUCCCCUGCUUUACCUUUGGGGAAACUUUUUGGAGUUCAUCCACUAAAGAAGAAGGUGCUAGUAGAGGAGAAACAGCCCGGAGAAAAGACACUGCUUGUGCAAUCAAAAGACUUCUCAUCUCCCCCACAGGACUAUUCGUUUAAGGGUAAAACCUCAGCUGAGAAGCAUGGAGUAGGCCAAUUGGAUCCCAGUUGUGAGCUCUGUGGAUUCUACUUUGAGAACCGGAAAGCGUUGGCCAGUCAUGCUCGAGCACAUUUAAGACAGUUUGGCGUGACCGAGUGGUGUGUGAAUGGUUCGCCUAUUGAGACGCUGAGUGCCUGGAUACGCAGCCGUCCACAAAAGGCAGCAGAGAUGCAGCAGAGUUAUGCGCAAGGAGUCCGCUAUGCCCAAAAGAAAAGGUGCAGUUCUGUCAUCUCACCGUCCUGUGACUCUGACCCUACAACACACAUUUCCCAAAAGCCCACUGUUGCCAAAUGGGCGUCUCUCACUUUGCCUCAGAAAAGGGCAAUUGGACGGGACGCCAGCAGUUGUUCCUGGGGAUUGUCUUCACGGGGAGCGGACGCAAAAAGCAGGAGUGCAAGUUCCGCUCAGCAUGGCCUUAUUUCGCAGCCUGCCGGUCAUCAUUCCAGCAACGCACUUCCACAUUCACAAGUGGCCCACAGUGAACUCAACGUGCGCUUGCCACGAGGAUUCGAGAGACGGCCUCCUAAACACCCAUCACAUGCUGAAGGUGGGGAGGGAGAGAGCGGCCCCCCAAAGCCUCGUUCCAGUACCGUUCCUGCUCUUGUGCCAAAGCCCCCCUCCACCCCACUGGUUAGGCUUGUGGGUAAAAUUUACUCGCUCAAGUGCCGGUUCUGUGACGUGGAGUUUCACGGUCCUCUCUCAGUACAGGAGGACUGGAUCAGGCACCUACAGCAGCACAUCCUCAACCUGAACUACAAGAAGACUGAACCACCCGCAAACGACACUCCUGCCAAAAGCGACACUCCUGCGCCCAAACCCCAGGUCUCAGCUGCUACCUCCACGUCCACUGCAUCCACAGCCCCAGCCGCUGCCCCGUCCACACCGUCCCCCAAAUCCCCCACAGCUACACCCGCUUCCGCCUCCAACUUCAGCCAAGCUUCCACAGCACCAUCACCUACUAAUUAAUUUGUAUUCGUAAUCUCCAUUCCUUGUUUGUAAAGAUCACUCAUCUUUGAAUAUCUGUGAUCAAAGGAAGAUUUAUUUUGGGGAAUGGUCUCAGCUAGCGACCCACUUACCCUGACCUACAUCGUGAGCGUCUGUUAUGAUUGAGGAGUGAGGUAGGUGUGUUGCCAUGACAGCUCUCUUCUGACUGAUCCUUAUUUAUGAACAGGAAAAGAGUCGCUUACAUUUGGUUUUGCUUUGAUAAGGGGUAUAUGGUGUUUGUAAGUACAGUUCUGUAAGCUACCUGGCCAGCAAAAACAGCUGUCGUUAAAAAAAGGAACUUCUAACACUACAGCCAAACACUUUACCGGAUGUAUUGUGUAAAUUGUUGACAUAUCUAAGAAUAACAAUCAGAAAGAUGAACGUAAAACUUAACCUAAAAUGGUUUCACUAUGAAGCACUUAAAUGAAAGCAGCCCCCCCACCCCCCUUUGUAAGAAAGCUAAUCUGUUCAUUUUGUUCACAGUUUGUGACUGUGAUAAUUGAGUAUAAGCUUACACUGCCAUGCAGUUAUCAAAAAAAGAGACAUUUCAUUCGAACAGAUGGGUUCAUGACAUGCCUUUUCUUUCCUGUCAAUAAUGCGGUUUUGAUGUUUAUAUUCUUAUUUGAAUCUUGCUGCUUAAAGGGAUAGUUCACCCCAAAUUUAUUCAUCCUCUAAUUGUUCCAAACCUGUUUCUUUCUUCUGAUGAAGCACAGAGGAAGAUACAGUAUAGACCAUUUCAAUGUGGCGAUGUCACUGGCCCAUGAAUAUUUCCUGCAUAUUGUCAAACUAUUUCGUAACUGUUAAAAGAGGGUUGAAUUCUAUCAUAAUUCAGCUAUCAUAAUGUUAUUUAUCAAUAUGUGGACCUUUUUAGAUCCUCAGAAGCUAUGGAAAUGAAAACAUGUAAAACAGGAAAUAAGUUAGUACCAUUGUGUUUGUUUACAUCCCUCAAAAUGGUCUAUACUGAAUUAUAUACUUCCAUAGUUUUUGUUCCUGCUAUGGAUCUCAGUGGCUGCUUGUUUCCAGCGUCCAAAAUAGGUUGUGUUCAACAGCACAAAGAAUCAUUUAGAACCACUUGAGCGUUAAUAAAUGGUGUGGAAAUUAUAAUUUUGGGUGAAUUAUCCAUUUAAAGUGUGUUCACACUGGUUCAUUUGGUCGAGUUUAGUGUUAUAUUUUUUUGCCUGGCAUUCUGUCAUUUUAAUGACAAAACCUAAAGAUAACAAAAUUAAUAGGAUGUAUAUUUUAAACUUGCCUAACAUCCCAAAACUGGGAUCCACUUGUGAUAUACACUACCUGACAAAAGUCUUGUCGCAUAUCUAAGUUUUAGGAACAACAAAUAAUAACUUGACUUCUAGUUCAUCAUUUGGUAUCAGAAGUGGCUUAUAUGAAAGGCAAAGUCCUUUAGAUUACACUUAUUUUACCAAAAUAAAAUAUGAUCAUGCCUUGAUUUUUAAUUAUUUAAUUAGGACAGGAAAGUCUCACUUUGCUUAGACAAAAGUCACUUAUGAAGUCAUGGUGCAGUGGAAAAAGAGUUAAUAGUGUGUUUGACUCCCAUGAGCUUAGAGGACUGCAUCCAUACAUCUCUGCAAUGACUUAAAUCACUUAAUAAAGUCAUCUGGAAUGGCAAAGAAAGCGUUCUUGCAAGACUCCCAGAGUUCAUCAAGAUUCUUUGGAUUCAUCUUCAAUAAUGUUCAUGUCUGGUGACUGGGCUGGCCAAUCCUGGAGCACUUUGACCUUCUUUGCUUUCAGGAACUUUGAUUCUGUUGAAGUAUUUGCCCUCUACUGUGGUUUGUAGUGUAAUGGGCAGCACAAACGUCUUGAUACCUCAAGGGUUUUGAUGUUACAGAUCUCUCGCACGCCCCCAUACUGAAUGUAACCCCAAACCAUGAUUUUUCCUUCACCAAACUUGACUGAUUUCUGUGAGAGUCUUGGGUCCAUGCGGGUUCCAAUAGGUCUUCUGCAGUAUUUGUGAUGAUGGGGAUGCAGUUUAACAUCUACCUUCUGCCACUUUUCUAAAUGAUCAACUUGAAGUCAAGUUGAAGUCAAGUCUAUAUUGAAAUGUUCAAACUGUUUUGUUUGUUUAGAGAUUUUUGUUUUGUGUUGCCUUUCAUAAUUUAGUCUUACCACAUUAUCGAGGUUGUUUAGAAGUGGACGAAGACCAGUCUUUCAUAAACGUGAACUUGAGUAAGGGCAGCACGGUGGCUCAGUAGUUAGCAAGAAGGUUGCUGGUUCGAGUCCUGGCUGGGACUCUUUGUGGAGUUUGCAUGUUUUCCCCAUGUUGGCGUGGGUUUCCUCCAGGUGCUCCGGUUUCUCCCAUAGUCCAAAGACAUGCGCUAUAGGUGAAUUGAAUAAGCUAAAUUGGCCAUAGUGUAUGUGUGUGUGUGUGUGUGUGAAUGCAAGAGUUUAUGGGUGUACCUGCAUUGGGGCUGGAAGGGCAUCCACUGUGUAAAACAUAUUCCAGAAUAGUCGGUGGUUCAUUCCACUGUGGCCACCUCCGAAAUAGAGACUAAGCCGAAGGAAAAUAUAUGAAUGAAUUAGCUUGAGUAAAUUUUAAUCAGACCAAACAUGCCAUGUGUGAACACACACAAACGAGUUAAUGAUCAAAUAUGUCUCCAACCAAAUGCUGCUAAAUAUUUAAAAUAAGCUAAGCACACUUAGUUCAAUGCAUCGUUUUAGCACAUGACCAACAUUUGUACAAAAUGAGCUUGGAAAAAUUCUGAACAUGCGUAUUUACGCCUUUGUUGCCAUUUCAUAGGGCUCGUUACUUUGUAGCGCGUUUGCACAAGCUUCGCUUAAUCCUAGAUUGCUUCAUUUUCACUGCAGCUUUCUCGCUAAUUUGUAGCUCCAAAUUGACGUAGCGGUCUAAAAAAAUUGUCUUAUUGUUUCUUUUUGAUCAGAUAAUGAUAAUAACAUAGCCUUGCGUAUUUUAGGCUCACAAAAGUCACCUUCUUUGCGUAUGUAUUUCAAAUUUUAUGGCCCAUUUGAAUGUGGAAAAAACGAAUUGGCUAAACUUCAUUUGAAUGUUUAACAAGAUUUAAAAGUUGAUGCACUUUUAUCUGUGAUAAAUCAAGGAGCGUUUGUGUGUUUAAUGUAUAUAUGAAUAUAUAUAUUUUGUUUUUCUGAGCAUUAAAUGCCUGUGUACGAUGCUUUUUUUCUGAACAAGGUUUCCCUCUACCGAUUUUUGCAAAGAAACAAAAGCUAGACAAGAACUUUCCCGAACUGUAUAAAUUCGCCAGUGACAGAAUGUGCCAAAGAGAGCGUCACAUGUCUCGGUAGCUUUAGCUUUUGCACAUUUUGUGCAAAUCCGUUGUUUUGUCUUUGAGAAAACAAGAUGGCGGCAGCUUUCGGAUUUGCUUCCGAUUAUAAAGAAAUCGACGAAUGAGUAUACAAGUACACCAUACUCAUGGUCCAAGAACUGACUUAGGAUUUUUACAGCAAAUACAGUGACUGCCUCCCGAACAUACCAGUGCUUUUUGGUUCAAUUUCCAUAUCUGCACAGGGAAGCAAUGACAAACCGAUCCAGAAUGGAUGUUUGUUGCAGCUUUUCACAACUUAACUUUGACUGUUAGGCUUUUAGUAUUCCAAAAGGGAAUAUCAUUGAUAUAUCUAACCUAACAUAUGUAUAGAUGAGAAAAAGAAGAAGAUAUUAACUCUUUAACACUUCAGAUGUGAUCUCGUGAUCAUUGUGAGUUUCUUUCGAUUUUUAAUGCUGUGUAUUUUUUUAAUGAGACGUGCUUUCCUUUACUUGCCGUUCUGAAUAGGUCCGUGUUUUUAUUUUGUAUUCUGUCGGUUUCUCUUUUAAGAUUAAAGUUCAUCGGUGCUGAGGACGAGUGGAUGUGAAUGGGUUUUUAAAAUGAAGAUUGUUCCAAAGGGAGAUUGUCAAGUCCUGGCGCAAGGACUCUAAAAACGUGUCUUAAAUGCAACUGCUAUGUACAUGAUGUUAUUGGUUAGUUUGGCUGUUUUGCUUCGCAGCGGAAGUUCCCUGGCUGCCUUAGACUGCAGUCUCUGUACAAGUGUUUGUGUAUGAGAGAGAGGAAAACGUGACCUUUUAUUGUGGCUGAGAGAGAGAAGUGUUGACCAGAGAAAGAUUCAGGUGAAUCUGCUCUUGAAUGAAUAUCAUUAAAUGUGAUCUGAAA